CCCCCGGAUCCAUCCCCCUCAAGAAACGUGCCCCAUUUUCCCUUCGUUAGAGUCAAUCAGCCACAUUCAAUUGACACUCAACGCGCAAUCUCUCUCUCUAUAUAUAAAACGUCCCCAUUAGUCUCAUUACAGAUUCCCAAAAAAAAAAAAUUAAAAAAUUAGCUCAUUAAUUUAGAGAAGAUGGGUACUCUUGGAUUGAUCUUGGUAGCUUUGGGUGUGAUCUUGGUCUCGAUCCUAUGGAAGAAGAUGAUGGUCUUGCUAUGGAGGCCUUAUGUUCUGAAGAAAAGGUUCAAGGAGCAAGGAGUUAGUGGGCCUGAGUACAAGUUCAGAUCUGGGUCUUUUGUUGAGGUGAGGAGGUUGGAAGAUGAAGCAAGAGAGAUUGAAUUGGAUGUCAAUUCUCAUGACAUACUCCCCAAAGUUGCUCCUUAUUACUACAAAUGGGCGAAUCAAUAUGGAGGGACAUUUGUGUAUUGGGUUGGACCGAUUCCGAAUCUGUGCGUCACUGAUGCUGAGCAUGUUAAACAAGUUCUAUCGAAUAAGUUUGGUUUCUUCGCCAAGCCCAAGGUAACCGGAGCCCUGCUGAGUCUUUUGGGCAAGGGACUUGUUCUCACCGAUGGAUCCGAGUGGGCCAGACACAGAAGGGUUGUCAGCCCUGCGUUCACCAUGGACAAACUCAAGGUAAUGACGAAGCAAAUGGCAGAAUGUGCUCAAUCAAUGAUCGAGACUUGGAACAUUCAAAUGGAUAGUACCAACAAUGAGCAAAAGGCAAUAGAGGUGAACAAACAAUUUCAGGAGCUGACUGCAGAUAUAAUCUCUCAUUCUGCUUUUGGAUCCAGCUACAUUGAGGGGAAGGAAGUGUUUACUGCACAGCAAGAGCUCCUCAUGCUCACCCUAGCUUCCUUCAAUGGCAGUGUUUCUGAGACCAAGAUAAAUAAACAUAAACAGAGACUUGACAAGAAAAUGAGGAACACACUUCUCAGCAUCAUUGAGAAUAGGAUGAAUUCCAAAGAUUCUUUAGGCUAUGGCAACGACCUCCUCGGCCUAAUGUUGGAAUCUACUGAGAAACAAGAAGGUACAGGAUUGAACACAGAUGAAAUUAUAGACGAGUGCAAGACUUUCUUCUUCGGUGGACAUGAGACUACCUCUGAGCUACUAGCCUGGACAACGUUCUUGUUGAGUACAAAUCAAGAAUGGCAGGUAAAAUUACGAGAUGAAGUAGUUAAGGAAUGUGGUAGAGAAAUCCCCAAAGCUGAUAAUUUAAGCAAGUUUAAGUUGAUGAAUAUGGUUCUGCUUGAAGCCUUGAGGCUCUACCCUCCUGUACCAAUGAUUGGGAGGGUGGCUGCCAAUGAUGUGAAAUUGGGAGACAUUAUGGUACCUAAGGGCACUGCAGUGUCGAUUCCCUUUAUUGUCAUUCAUCGGAAGAAAGAACUUUGGGGUGAAGAUGCGGAUAAAUUCAAUCCUCUAAGGUUCGAGAAUGGGGUGACGAAAGCCGCUAAGCAUCCAGCAGCGAUGCUGGCAUUUUCGGUUGGGCCAAGGGCAUGUAUUGGUCAGAAUUUCGCGAUGCUGGAAGCUAAGACAGUCAUGGCUACCAUUCUUCAAAGGUUUUCGUUCACUAUUUCACCAGAAUACAAGCAUAAGCCUGUGACUUUGCUUACUUUACAACCUCAAGAUGGUCUUCCCAUUAUUUUCAAACCUUUGGUUUAUUGACCGGGCAUUUGUAGUUGCAGUUACUCAUGAAUCAGCUCUUGAGUUCUUAUAUUGUCAUGUAGAACAAACUAGUUAAGGAGCGAUGUCAAUUCCUGAGGAAGAAAUGUAGCGUUUUUUUUCAUUGGUAUUUGCUGUUAUGUCUUGCACGUGUCUCCAAAUUGUUGAAGUUUGAAAA
Molecule: messenger RNA, 1882 nt
Organism: Asparagus officinalis (garden asparagus)
Lineage: Eukaryota; Viridiplantae; Streptophyta; Magnoliopsida; Asparagales; Asparagaceae
Product: cytochrome P450 709B1-like
Exons: 4
Coding region: 181-1707 (508 amino acids)
Molecular function (GO): oxidoreductase activity, acting on paired donors, with incorporation or reduction of molecular oxygen; heme binding; iron ion binding
Source: RefSeq, a predicted model, not a curated record